AUUAUAAGGUUAUAUUUAACACAUGGUCCGUGAUUCUGUGCGUUUCUUUCCCCACAUCAGUCCUUCUUCUUCUUCGCUGUUUUUUAUCUCGCUAACGCAAAGAUGGCGGAGGACGAGAAGAGUGGAGAGCCUGGAAACAAAAACGAGUUACAAGCUCUGAAGGAGCUCGUGGAUGACCUGUAUAAUUUCAGAGAUUGCUAUUUUGAGUCGCACAGUGAGGAGGAGGCCGGGAGAAAACAAAGCGAUGUCGCACAGGAGACAGAAAAGACACUGAAGAAGCUGGAGGAGAAAGAAGAUGAUUUAAAACACAAAGCAGAGUUUCUGCUGCUAAAGGGCAGGUGUCUGAAUGUAGCGCCUGACUUCAGUGCUGUAGCAGAAGAGUGCCUUUCCCGCGCUGUGAAGCUGGAGCCGGGCCUGGUGGACGGCUGGAACACAUUAGGGGAGCAGUACUGGAAAAAAGGAGAUCUGAUUGGUGCUAAGAACUGCUUCACUGGAGCCUUGCAUCAGAGUAAGAACAAAGUGUCUCUUCGUAACCUGUCCAUGGUGCUGAGACAGCUGCCAGCAGUGGACAGGGAUGCGCAUGGAAAGCAGGUUAUGGAGAGUGUUGAUAUGGCCAGACAGGCGGUGCAGCUGGAUGUUACAGACGGGAUGUCCUGGUAUAUCCUGGGAAAUGCUUAUGUGUCCCUGUUCUUCUCAUGUGGUCAGAAUCCACAGUUGUCUCAACAAGCUUUAAGUGCCUAUGCACAAUCUGAGAAAGUGGACAGAGCUGCCUCCUGCUACCCGGAGUUGCAUUUCAACAGGUCCACUCUGUUCCAGUACGAGGAGAUGUUCGGCUCGGCGCUGGAGGGCUACAGCCGAGCAGCGGCACUCGACCCCAGCUGGGAGAAGCCUCCAGAGAGAGAGAAGCAGCUGCUUGAGUAUCUAAGGAAAGUCACAGAGCUCAUACAGCACAAGGGGAAGGUGAAGGCUCGUCGGUUACGGACGAUGCUCUCCACCCUCAACACCUCAGCGUUGGGCCCCUGCUCCUCCCCUCAGUUCCGCUCCCCAACAGGCCGUGUUGGCAGCCUGGAGCCCAGAAUGCUUUCCUCCCUCACGCACGGUCUUCACCCUGGGGAGGCCGCUCUGGGCAAGGUGGUGUUCAGCUUGGCCACCGAGGGUCGCAUGGCCUUCACGUUCGGUAUGGUGGACAGCGAGGAGACGUGUAUAGUGGUGAUGGUGUACAACACGGCGGACAGCUGGGGCGUCCUGAUAGGAGAUACUGUAGUCAUUCCUGAACCUCAGGUCAAACGGAACAGCAUAACCCAUAAAGAUGAGUCGUUCGACUUCCGAAGUAUAAGAGUGGACUCUCCUCUGCUCCUCAUUGUCAACGGGAAGAAGCAAAACGUCCACAGUCAGAUUGCUGCCUCCGUCAGCUACAAACCACAGAGCGAAUGAGCCCGACAACAAGCAAGAGGACCAAAUUUUGAAUUUGAACACAAGUUUGCAUACUAAUGGAGGUGUUAAGUUUCCAAAGUUUGUGCAGGUUUUAUGUGAUGUCCUGUAAAUAGAUUUCACCCCGUGUCUUUGUAUGUAGGGAGACACUUUGUUUAUAUUUAUAAAUAUUUCUUUUUGUAUUAUUUUAAGGGGACAACAACGAGUUCAUGGAGAAAUAAAGGAACCUGGGAGGAUGAGAGUAUUCUGUCACAAUGAUUACUUCUGUUUACACUGAUAAAAAGAAACCCUUCUGUCUCAAUCA
Molecule: messenger RNA, 1735 nt
Organism: Labrus mixtus (cuckoo wrasse)
Lineage: Eukaryota; Metazoa; Chordata; Actinopteri; Labriformes; Labridae
Gene: ttc5
Product: tetratricopeptide repeat domain 5
Exons: 9
Coding region: 103-1434 (443 amino acids)
Molecular function (GO): protein binding
Source: RefSeq, a predicted model, not a curated record